This is a messenger RNA of Mus musculus (house mouse), 2911 nucleotides long. RefSeq names its product NOP58 ribonucleoprotein (gene Nop58). Gene Ontology annotation, biological process: snoRNA localization; ribosomal small subunit biogenesis. The transcript has 16 exons. The coding region runs from base 618 to 2039 and encodes 473 amino acids. Gene Ontology annotation, molecular function: RNA binding; snoRNA binding; TFIID-class transcription factor complex binding. Gene Ontology annotation, cellular component: nucleolus; fibrillar center; pre-snoRNP complex. The record is from RefSeq and is marked validated. NCBI's taxonomy places the organism in Eukaryota, Metazoa, Chordata, Mammalia, Rodentia, Muridae.
GAGGAGAGGUGUGGAGCGGCUGAGCAACGUGGUCUGUUCGUCCGCGGGGAGGCGACGGCGUUUGCGCUCCCCCGCGUCCAAGGCCUAGCGGGUCUUCAGCGACUGAAAGGUAGUCAUUUGCAGUGGCGUAAGGGCUCGCGGCUAGCCGCGUAGCGCCGCCCUGACCUGGUCUCAUCAUGUUGGUCCUGUUUGAAACGUCCGUUGGCUACGCCAUCUUUAAGGUUCUGAAUGAGAAGAAACUUCAAGAGGUUGAUAGUUUGUGGAAAGAAUUUGAAACUCCAGAGAAAGCAAAUAAAAUAGUAAAGCUAAAACAUUUUGAGAAAUUUCAGGAUACAGCAGAAGCAUUAGCAGGUUAUUGUCUUCCGUUGCCUGAGUUAAUCUUCCUCAAUGUUGUCAAUGAUGCAUCUUAUUGGAACUGAAUUUAAGUGAUCUAACCCAUUCGUCACUACCACUGAGACAACAUUGAGUUAGCUUUUUUCACCAUAGGGUUGGUUUCCCCCAUGUGAUGAGAGAUGACAAGUGGUUAAAUUGAUCUCCCUGUGGAAAACCAACAGCCUAAUGCUGAAGCACAAUUCAGUAAGAGCUGUUCUACAAGGGACCAAGCAUUCACAGCUCUGAUGGAAGGCAAAAUCAAUAAACAGCUGAAGAAAGUUUUGAAGAAAAUAGUAAAAGAAGCCCAUGAACCUCUGGCUGUCGCUGAUGCUAAACUAGGAGGGGUAAUAAAGGAAAAAUUGAAUCUCAGCUGUAUCCAUAGUCCUGUUGUUAAUGAACUUAUGAGAGGAAUCCGAUCACAAAUGGAUGGCUUGAUUCCUGGGGUAGAACCACGUGAGAUGGCAGCCAUGUGUCUUGGAUUGGCCCACAGCCUGUCUCGAUACAGAUUGAAAUUCAGUGCUGAUAAAGUGGACACAAUGAUUGUUCAGGCAAUUUCCUUAUUAGAUGACUUGGAUAAAGAACUAAACAACUACAUUAUGCGGUGUAGGGAAUGGUAUGGCUGGCAUUUCCCUGAGUUAGGGAAAAUUAUUUCAGAUAAUCUGACAUACUGCAAGUGUUUACAGAAAGUUGGGGACAGGAAGAACUAUGCAUCUGCCUCUCUCUCUGAAUUCCUGUCUGAGGAAGUAGAAGCAGAAGUGAAAGCAGCUGCAGAGAUAUCUAUGGGAACAGAGGUUUCUGAAGAAGAUAUUUGCAACAUUCUACAUCUGUGUACGCAGGUAAUUGAAAUUUCUGAAUAUAGGACUCAGCUCUAUGAAUAUCUGCAAAAUCGAAUGAUGGCCAUUGCACCUAACGUUACAGUCAUGGUUGGAGAAUUAGUUGGAGCACGGCUUAUUGCUCAUGCAGGUUCUCUUUUGAAUUUGGCCAAGCAUGCAGCUUCUACAGUUCAGAUUCUUGGAGCAGAAAAAGCACUUUUCAGGGCCCUCAAAUCUAGACGAGACACACCUAAAUAUGGACUUAUUUAUCAUGCUUCUCUUGUAGGCCAGUCAAGUCCCAAACACAAAGGAAAGAUUUCUCGAAUGCUGGCAGCCAAAACUGUUCUGGCUAUCAGAUACGACGCUUUUGGUGAAGAUUCCAGUUCUGCAAUGGGAAUUGAGAACAGAGCCAAAUUAGAGGCCAGGUUGAGGAUUUUGGAGGACAGAGGGAUAAGAAAAAUAAGUGGAACAGGAAAGGCAUUAGCAAAAGCAGAAAAGUAUGAACACAAAAGUGAAGUGAAGACUUACGAUCCCUCUGGUGACUCCACACUUCCAACUUGUUCUAAAAAACGCAAAAUAGAAGAGGUAGAUAAAGAGGAUGAAAUUACUGAAAAGAAAGCAAAAAAAGCCAAGAUUAAAAUUAAAGCUGAAGUAGAGGAGGAGAUGGAGGAGGAGGAGGCGGAGGAAGAACAGGUAGUAGAAGAGGAGCCGACUGUAAAGAAGAAAAAGAAGAAGGAUAAAAAGAAACACAUAAAGGAAGAGCCACUUUCCGAGGAGGAGCCAUGUACCAGCACAGCAGUUCCUAGUCCAGAGAAAAAGAAGAAAAAGAAAAAGAAGAAAGAUGCUGAAGACUAAUGUAAAGGAACCAUAGCCCUGUCCCCGAACACAUCAUGCUUACGAUUCAGUUGGGAGCAGAGCACAUCAGAUGCUCUCAAAUAAUCAAGGGAGGUUGAAUAUCUAGCUUUUCAAGCCUUUUUGUGUCUUGACAUCAACUGUUGACCUUAGUCUUUGAUACACAAAUAAAAUAUUUUCUUUGUAUUAUAAGGCAGUUUUGUGAUCUCUUUAUAUUUUAGGCAGAGAAUCUUUAGCCCUUUCUAUGUUGAACUUAACAUCAGACUAGGUAUUGUUAUUGUUGAAAAGUGAGUUGCCGGGAAUUGGAAAUUCCAAAGUUUUAAAUAGCUUUUUGGAAGGUGGUGAUUAGACAGACCAAUUUAAGAUCUUAUGUUUCCCUUGCCUUCUCGAGUUUUAAAACUGAGAACAUUCUGCUAUCUGCUUCAGAAGGACGAAGGUGGUUGUGAUUUUUAUCAUUCACUACUCUUGAUGUGUGGUUUUUGAGACAAGGUCUUAUUGCGUAGACUCACUGUGUAGCCAAGAGUGACAUUGAACUUCCUCCACAGAGACAGGAUUAGACUUGUGUCACUUGGUGUUUGUGCUGGGGAUGGAGCUCACAGCCUCACUUCUGAACUAUAGCUUUAGUUCCCUGCCUGGGCCAUGUGUGUCUAUGUGUCUCUUGUUUUUCUUGCAUGUGUAUAUGUGUACUGCUUAUACACCUUAGUCUGUGGAGUUCAAAAGAAUCCAUUGUUUAACCUGGAUGGUUGUGAGUCAGUAUGUCACCCAAGGUCCACUGGAAGAAAAUCAGCUCCUGUAUUUUUUACACCAAAAAGAUUUUCUCUGAAAGUAAUACAAGGUGAUUCAUAACUUAAAUAAAAUACCUAAUUGAAACGUUA